Messenger RNA from Rosa rugosa (rugosa rose), 684 nucleotides. RefSeq lists its product as uncharacterized. NCBI's taxonomy places the organism in Eukaryota, Viridiplantae, Streptophyta, Magnoliopsida, Rosales, Rosaceae. The coding region runs from base 1 to 684 and encodes 227 amino acids. The transcript is spliced from 2 exons. The record is from RefSeq and is a predicted model, not a curated record.
AUGUUGAGGUUCUGUAACAAACCUAUCACAAAAGAAGAGCUAAUUGAGAAGACUCUCUCCACCUUCCCAGUCUAUGCAAUUGUACUGUCAAAGCAAUAUCGCACUGACUUCAAUGCUGGACGAAUUACGAGGUUUAAUGAGCUUAUAAAUAUUUUGUCGGUAUCUGAGAAGCACGACAACAUCCUCAUAAAGAAUUAUAAUUCAAGGCUCGUCGGAACCAAGAGCGUUCGUGAGGCAAAUUAUAGCGCACCCAAAAGAGAACGCAAGGAACGGUACCCUAAUAACAGGGGAUAUGAAGGACAAAUGGGGACAUAUAACCGCUCCAAUAAGGAAGGAAACCGCAACUUUAGAGCGGGCACACGUGAUGGUAACUCCACACGUGGGAGAAGUGGAUAUGGCAACACCAUGGGCCGUGGAAGUAGCACCAUGAGCCGUGGUGGCAACAUGGGCCGUGGAGGUCGCCGCAUAAGACGUGGUAGUAGCAGUCGAAACCCUCCUAGGGAAUAUCCACAAAAUCUAUGCAAGGCAAGUGACCAACUAGUUGCAAAAUACAGGGCAUAUAGGGACCUGAGAGAGCAAGAAGUUUACCUUGCAGAAGAUGAAAAUGGUGAAGAUGUCAAUCUCACCAUUGAGGACUUCAAAGCUAUAGAUGAAGAGCACAAAGAUGCUGCAGACUUUGAUUAG